Messenger RNA from Drosophila mojavensis, 441 nucleotides. RefSeq lists its product as uncharacterized. NCBI's taxonomy places the organism in Eukaryota, Metazoa, Arthropoda, Insecta, Diptera, Drosophilidae. The coding region runs from base 32 to 388 and encodes 118 amino acids. The record is from RefSeq and is a predicted model, not a curated record. The transcript has 2 exons.
CAAUUCAAUUCACAAAAUAGUCUACAUCAAAAUGCAGACCGUUAAGAGCAUUCUUUUGUUGAGCUGUCUCCUGGUCUUGGGGACGAAUGUCAAGGGGUUUACUGUUGAGGAUGCACUAACUUGUGCGCAGGUAUCGGCUGAAGGGCUUUCCGAAGUCGCCAGCGUGGCUAUACCGGCACUGAAGGAAUCGGCGGCGUGUAUUAACUUUUUUCCGAAAAAGUUACGUGAUCUGGACCUUGAAUAUGCGCUUCUGCUUGGCUACCAGUUUAUUCAGAAAUUCACUGGUAGUAAAAAGUGCGUGACUGCUCUGAUCGCAAGGAUAGAGGCUGUUACAAAGCCAGCUUUAAAGAAGUUGGAGGACGCAAAAUGCUUUCCUUAUAAUAAUUAGAGAAAUUUAAUAACGUUUAAAUUUUAUACAGAAAGCAAUCCCAAAGCCUCUAA